AUGGCGACCCGUAUAGCCUACGCCCUCAUCCUGCUCGUCAACUCCAUCGUGUCCUGGCUCAUGCUCACGGACUGGGCUGUCAAGAAGCUCCAACACCUCACACUCGACUACAUGACCAUCAGCUGUAAUGGGAAAGAUUGCUAUGGAUUCGUCGCCGUCCACCGGAUGAACUUCGCCCUAGGCGCCUUCCACGCCGUCCUCGCUCUGAUGCUGCUAGGAGUCCGCUCAUCGAAGGACGGCCGCGCGAAAAUACAGAAUGGCUUCUGGGGCCCGAAGAUCAUCGCCUGGUUGGGGCUGAUAGUCAUCACGUUCCUCAUCCCGGAUGGCUUCUUCAUCUUCUGGGGCAACUACAUCGCCUUGAUCGGCGCUAUGCUCUUUCUGCUCAUCGGCCUCAUCCUGCUGGUUGAUCUCGCACACACCUGGGCGGAGUACUGUCAAGACAAGAUCGAGGUCACGGAGAACAGGACAUGGACUGCUCUACUAAUUGGCUCGACCGUGACCAUGUACCUUGCAUCCCUCGCCAUGACCAUCGUCAUGUACAUCUUCUUCGCGCACGGUGGAUGUUCCAUGAACCAGGCCGCCAUUACGAUCAACUUCCUCCUCCUACUUGUCGCCUCAGUCCUCUCGAUUCACCCCGCCGUUCAAUCCCACAACUCUCGCGCCGGCCUCGCCCAGUCCGGCAUGGUCGCCGUCUACUGCACCUACCUGACCAUGUCCGCCGUCGGCAUGGAGCCCGACGACCAGCAUUGCAACCCGCUCGUCCGCGCACGCGGGACCCGCAAGGCGACCAUCAUUAUCGGCGCUAUCGUGACCUUUGUGACGGUCGCCUACACGACCACGAGAGCAGCGACGUACGGGCUCGCGCUCGGCUCGCAGGGCAACUCCUACUCCCAAGUUGCUGCCGACGACUUCGAGCAUGGCCUGGUCUCGACGCAGCCGUCGAGCCGGCGCGAGAUGCGCGCAGCUGCCCUCCGCGCCGCUGUCGAAAGCGGCAGCUUACCGGCCAGCGCGCUCGACGAUGACUCAGACGAUGAGUCGGAUGACGGGAAGAACCCGCGAGACGACGAGAGAAACUCGACGCAGUACAACUACUCGAUGUUCCACAUCAUCUUCCUGCUAUCGACUGCUUGGGUCGCGACGCUGCUCACCACCAACAGCGGCGACAACCCAGAGUCUGAUUUUGUGCCAGUUGGGAGAACGUAUUGGGCGAGUUGGGCGAAGAUCAUCAGCGCGUGGGUGUGCUAUGGGAUUUACAUGUGGUCGUUGCUUGCGCCGGUUGUGCUGCCGGAUCGGUUUGAUUAUUGA
Coniosporium apollinis CBS 100218 is the source of this 1305-nucleotide messenger RNA. RefSeq lists its product as uncharacterized. Gene Ontology annotation, cellular component: membrane. Bases 1 to 1305 code for a protein of 434 amino acids. NCBI's taxonomy places the organism in Eukaryota, Fungi, Ascomycota, Dothideomycetes. The transcript is spliced from 2 exons. The record is from RefSeq and is a predicted model, not a curated record.